Messenger RNA from Boleophthalmus pectinirostris (great blue-spotted mudskipper), 819 nucleotides. RefSeq names its product odorant receptor 131-2-like. Bases 1 to 819 code for a protein of 272 amino acids. The transcript has a single exon. Gene Ontology annotation, biological process: G protein-coupled receptor signaling pathway. NCBI's taxonomy places the organism in Eukaryota, Metazoa, Chordata, Actinopteri, Gobiiformes, Gobiidae. The record is from RefSeq and is a predicted model, not a curated record. Gene Ontology annotation, molecular function: G protein-coupled receptor activity. Gene Ontology annotation, cellular component: membrane.
AUGGAAGGCGGCUCAAACUCCUCUUCUCUCUUCUCGUCCAGUGAGUUGGCCACGCACUUCCUGCUGUCGAUGGUGACCUCCGCGCCCUCCUGCAUGUUCCUCGUCAUCAACGGCACCAUCCUCUUGGUCCUGCGCAGUAAACCCGCGUUCUCCCAGUGCCCGCGGUACGUCCUGCUCUUCAACCUGGUGCUCGCCGACACAGUGCUUAUCGCUCAGGCCCAGACUCUAUACCUCCUCGCCAUAUACAAUAUCUGGUUGUCCUACCCUCUGUGCGGUAGUCUUUCCAUGAUCUCCAACCUGGCCUACCAGAUCUCUCCGUACACGUUAUUAUUCAUGUCUUUAGAGCGCUUUGUCGACAUGUGUUUGCCCUUUAAACACACCACUAUUGUCACUCUGAAAAACACCUACUUUUCCAUCCUUCUGAUAUGGUCUGUUUGCUGUUUAAGCACUUUGAUCCAAGUCAUGCUCAUACUCGAGUUUCCGUUUCACGAGCUUCCGGACCUGCAGAUGAGACAGUUCUGUAUUUUAGAAGCCAUAUUACUUAGCUCUAGCUCUAGAGUCUAUUACUCGAUCUACUCGUGCUUCCUGUUCGCCCUGUCAGCACUGGUCAUCGUGUCUUUGUUCGUGGCGGUGAUGUUGGUGGCGUGUCUGGCGUCGGGGGGCAGGGCUAAGGCGCAGAGGACCCGGAACACCCUCCUCCUGCACCUGUUUCAGCUGGGUUUAAGCCUCCUGUCCGUCAUGCACUUGUACGUGUCUAUGGAAGUGGCCAGGUGCUGCGACAUGAAGAACACAUGGUGGUGUACAUCUGCGUGGUCCUGA